AUGGGCUGGCCUGGCGUGGGGAGUCUCGCCGCAACUGCGGGAUACUUCUUCUCUCGCAGCCAACCUAACACUGACAGCAAGACCCCGGAUUCAAUCUCCACCCGGCCGGACUCCAGAUCCGAGCCGCGUGCUUCUCCGACUGAAGAACACAAGCCGGAGGGACAUGACGCAGGCAUCUCGACAUCUCCGUCCCCAGACGACGAAGAGGAUGGUGCUCAGAACACACCUAAGGCGUCCGCAUCAAGCGCGCCACCACCUGUCCUUGCCGUCCCCACGCUGAGUCUGAACGGUGACUCAAGCGACAACGAUAAUGCCCCCAGCGUCGCGAGAGGCUCAUCAGCCCAGACGAGGGUGAACGGCCCAGGAAAAAAUGAAACCUUGACAACACCCAACGAUGCGCCCGCUCAGACGAGGAUGCAACCGCCAUCUCUCGCGGUGACUUCAUCGCCACAACAGCCACAGCCUACACCCUCUCUAAUGCCCCCACCCCCAAUCCCACGCCCCCGACAAACACCCCAACCAAACAGAGCACCUCCAACCCUCCAACCACCCCGAUCAAGCGCCAGCUCCCUCCGCACACCCCCGUCUGCCGCCGCAGGCCUCCGCGUUCCCCCAUCCGCAAGCACCAGUGGCGGCAGUGGCCUGAGCACCAGCACCCUCGCCCCAACUACAGUCAAAAAACAAGCCUCCCGCAAGGUAGUCCUCGAACCAGGCUACUCACCACUAGACUGGGCCGUGCGCGCCGCAAACCCAAACAAUCAACUCCGCGGCGCGGGUCUACCCUCGGGUCUGCUGCGGGUGACGCCUUCCAUGCUGAAGACGCAGAAUGGGCGCAAGGGCCGCGAUGCGUGGACGUCAUAUCAGGGCAAGGUUUAUAAUAUCUCGCCGUAUGCGCCGUAUCAUCCCGGUGGGAAGGGUGAGUUGCUGCGGGGUGCGGGGAAGGACUCGGCGCAGUUGUUUGCGGAGAUUCAUCCGUGGGUGAACUGGGAUGGGAUUUUGGGAGAGUGUUUGGUUGGGAUUUUGGUUUCGGAGAAUGAUGUUCAGGUGGAGAAUGGGUUGGAUGCGAUGGAUUGA
Messenger RNA from Penicillium subrubescens, 1074 nucleotides. Its product is annotated as cytochrome b5-like heme/steroid binding domain-containing protein. The coding region runs from base 1 to 1074 and encodes 357 amino acids. Lineage: Eukaryota; Fungi; Ascomycota; Eurotiomycetes; Eurotiales; Aspergillaceae. The transcript has a single exon. The record is from RefSeq and is a predicted model, not a curated record.